GGCCCCACUCAGCCAGGAUAGUUGAGCACUGCCGAGCACAGCAAGCCCCUCCAGACAUCAUGGGACUCACACAGGACCCCAACUUCCAAAAACUGCAGGACUGGUACACAGCCCAUGCCUUGAACCUCAACAUGAGGCACAUGUUUGAGUCUGACAAGGAGAGAUUCAACAAGCUCAGGUAGGCAUUCGAGUCAAAGUUACUUCAUUGUUCAAACUAAACCAUGAUGUAUACAGCAUCACUGAAGAGGAUACAGUAAUCUUGCAUGAUAUUAGCAGCAAAGUGUGACAGUUUGAUGUUUGCAUUAUCUGUUCGCAUUCAAAGUCACCUCUUCCUUCAUUACAUGAUAUCUCUAUGGCUAAAAGCUCUAUGGCAACCAAGUUUUUCAGAUGAAGAAUUUUUUCUUUGCUGUUCUCAUUACUGAUGUCUCUCUGUGUGUGUGAACAGUUUAACACUGAACACAGGGGAUGGAGAUAUUCUUCUGGAUUACUCCAAGAAUCUCAUCACUGAGGAAGUCGUGAAGAUGUUGGUUGACCUGGUAAACUUUUUCCAUUUAGAUUAUACAAGAACUUUUGAUAUUUAUUCAGAUUCACUUCUCAUUAGCACCUCAUUGAUACAAGAAAACGAGAAUGAGUUGAUGUGCUGUUAAAGUGGAAAUUUUACCUGACCUUGUUGCGACAGGGGAUGAACCCACUGACUUGCAGAAAUGGUCCUCAUUUUGAUUCAUAGCCACCACUGAUAGUUUCAUUACAGACACACAUCUUGAGUAUACAUCAGCUGACAGAGUGAAUCUUAAAAGUAUUGUCUUUCCAGGGCAAGUCCAGAAACAUCGAAGCUGCCAGAGAGAAGAUGUUCAGUGGAGACAAGAUCAACUUCACUGAGGUGCUCAUUGGUGACCACAUGCCAGCUGUUGCUUGACUCAUAGCAGUGUUUACCACUUGACAUUUAUUCCACUAGGGUGAAACUGAAAACACAGCACUCACACCAUAUGACACAAUCACUCCUGCACAUCAUUUUUUUUCUCUAAGCUUUUUUAAAUUAGAUGUUAGCAUCUACUCUUAGCCAAAAGUAGAGGAUAAAUGUCACAGUAGAGAGUGUAGGUGUUUAUUUCACAGUGUUGUGCAUGUGCAGGGCCGUGCUGUGCUCCACGUGGCUCUGAGGAACCGCUCCAACACUCCCAUUAUGGUGGAUGGUAAGGACGUGAUGCCGGACGUCAAUAAAGUUCUUGAGAAGAUGAAGGGUUUUUGUCAUGUGAGUUGAAAUCCAGAUACAUUGAAGCACAACUUUGAGUUAAAUGUUUCACACUUUCUGUGUCAUGUUCCUGCUCAUUGAUGUUUGAUAUAUCUACAAGUUUUUUGUGAGUUGAUUUGGUUGAUGUGUCAUUGUGUUCAUUGUGUUUCAGAGAGUCCGCAGCGGUGAGUGGAAAGGCUUCACAGGGAAGGCAAUCACAGAUGUUGUCAAUGUUGGCAUUGGAGGAUCUGACCUUGUGAGUGAGACUUGUGGGAAAAUCUAAAUGAGCCUCAAAUAUUUGGUAGAUUUUGCAGCUCUGUGUCCCUACAGUCACUCUUGACCAAAGCAGCACAGAAAUCUGAAUUUGAACUUGAGUUUAUUUGCAUUGCAGGGCCCCCUGAUGGUGACAGAGGCCCUGAAGCCUUACUCCAAAGAUGGACCCCGCGUGUGGUUUGUGUCAAAUAUUGAUGGAACGCACAUCGCCAAAACCCUGGCACAGCUGAACGCAGAGACAACCCUCUUCAUCAUCGCAUCCAAGGUAGCUGCUUUACAGGGCAGAAAUUUAACAACUGCACCUGAUUAACUUCUCUUCCUAAUCUAUAUUCAUGUGUUCACCGUGAGUGUGUACAAAAUCCUUCAUGUGUUGUCACUUAUCUAAAUGUCUGUCAAAUCAGCUCUUCAGCUUUGGCACAAGUGAAACGCAGCUGUUCCUGCAAUACUGUGCAUCGAGGUUGCUUCUUAUAUUUAGUGGUAAAUAUAUCAAAAGAAUUAAGACCGAUGACCCACACAACUUGAUUAUAUUUCUCUUAUGUCUGUUUGUUUUUAAUUUUUUGGUGCCUCCUUUUUGAAAAUGUUUUUAACCAAAGAUUUUGCACAAUAAAAGGGCACAAACUCUGGUUUUAGAGAUGAUAGAGCCGCUGCAAAGCAAUAAGUAAUAUGCAUUAUCUCGACUGGCCAGCAGUGGGCGACCCAAGUGGUUGGAAAGCAGUCAAACUGAUGGGAAAUCAAACCUACUUUCAUUUGAUUUUCCACCUCACUAAAUAUUUUCAUUUGAUUUUGUUGUUUGAAUAAUGAUCCAAUUUCACCAAUUUCAAAUAAAUUGAUAAUAAAGUUUGUUAUGUUUUGGUCCAUGGCUACUCUUGGCAGUCAAAUCCAACAUGGCAACUUGUCCUUCAGUAUAAAGUUAUAGCACAUGCACAUUUACCUCAUUGUCCAAAUAUGGUCACCUCUGGUUGGGAAAACUAAGAUGGUUUCAGCCAAAUGCAAACUCCUGGAGUUUCUAAUCAAGUGUUGAUUUUGCAAUGGUAACAUCGACUUUAAUUGUAUAUAUACCUUUACCAUAAAUGAUGUUGCAUUUGAUAUUGAUUUUAAUCAUCUUUUUUUCAAAUUAAAGACUUUCACCACCCAAGAGACCAUAACCAACGCUGAGUCGGCCAAAGCAUGGUUCCUUGAACAUGCCAAAGAUGUGAGUAUGAAUGCUGCAGCUACAGACAGCUUUAACUUUGUUAUUUGGUUGAAAGAUACCCUCCAACAUAUCCUCUCUAUGUUUCAACAGAAAGCUGCUGUUGCAAAGCACUUUGUGGCUCUUUCCACUAAUGGAGUGAGUAAAAUUGUUUUUCAGCCUCAAAGUUCUCCCUCUGCCUGAAUAUCUGAUCCUGAUGGUCCUGUUUUCUCUGUCCCCAUCCUCAGCCCAAAGUGAAGGACUUCGGCAUCGACACAGAGAACAUGUUUGAGUUCUGGGAUGUGAGUGCUCUUUAAGCCCUGCAGCAGACUGUGUUCAGUAGGCUCCUGCCUUCAUGCACAGACUCUGGAUGAAGGGGACCGCAGGCAACAGCUAAAAAUAAGCUAGACUUUUGACCUGUGAAGUAGGUGGGUGAUGCUCUGGCGGGCAGCUGCUGGGUAAUCAGAAGCCCCUCUCUUCAGACUCAGUUAUUAUUGGUAGCGACCUUCUCUCUUGCAGAGGUUACUGUAAAGGCUGAGCCUCACCAAAGGUCAGGGAGCUGCAUUUAGUUACAUUGUUGGUAUUUAAAGGGUGCCAACUAUAAUAUGUUCUUUAUGUCACAGUUAAAAUGGCGGCCAGUGUUUUGCACUCAUAAUGUAAACUGUGUGUGCAAAGUUUACAGCAAAAAAGUUAACAAAAGUAAUGUUAUGGUAGUUUAUCAAUGCUGACUGAACUGCAUUUACUUCACUCUUAGGUGUGCAGAGAGUAUAACCCAAAUACUCGUAGUUAUAGUUGAUUACAUUAACGUUCAAUGUUUGUCCUGCUGUUGCCUGCACCAGUUUCCUGUGCAAAAAAAGUUUCUCACAUUUUAAAAAGACUGCUCUGUUUACCUUGUUUAAACAGUUUUUUAAAACCCAGUUUUUUCUUUUUCUUUCAGUGGGUCGGCGGUCGUUUCUCUCUGUGGUCUGCAAUUGGAAUGUCCAUUGCCCUUCACAUUGGUAAGUACAGUGGAUACAGUAUAGGUCUACAUUUAAAAAUGCUUUGUUGCCAGUAAAAAGGGUCCACAGGUACUGCAGAUAACCUUCCUCCUGUGUUAGCUUUUACUACGCAUCCACUGUGUUAAGGGUCGGUUUUGUCCCCUGUCUUAAAUCAGCUGUUAAUUACACUAAAAACAAUUCUCUUUCAUCCAAUUUGGUUCUCAUCUUUAGGUUACCUUGUUAGGCUUCAUUAUACAUGAAAGUAUCACUUAUAAUAUAUAUAUCUUUAGUGGGCCACUGGAUCUUUCUUUGUCAGUGUACCCCUCAUACAGACAUCUAUACUGAAUUGAUCUUACAUGUCUGGACAUGCCCGACGUUGUUUUUUGUGCAGGGAAAUACAUGGCAAAAUGAGAAUUUCCUAAAUCUCACAUGAUUGGAAGAGGAUCUGACUGUCAGUGUGGUGCCAGACAGUGCACUUAUGAUUCCAGUUUUUGCUCUUAUUAUUAGAUAUUGAUCUAACCGGGUCAACAGCGACCCUAACAUGACACUUGCCAUAAUUUUAAUAAGUGCAUUUUAUAAUUUAGUCUAUUUCUUUUUUUGUUUUUAUUUUGUUGAAAUAGAGGUUCCUGACAAAGUCAAAAAUUCUUGAUGCAGAAAAGCUAAUGUAAGUGGUUCUUUUAACAUUUAAAAUCAAGAACAGAUCGGUGCAGACUCUAACACAGGAGGAGGGAUAACAUCAACAGAUUGACUGAUUGUGUAGGGGUCUUAAAUGUCCAAUUUCCUUGUUUACUUCCAUAGAUGCCCCAAAGUGUUACAGCAAGUGGGCCCUGAACCAGCUUCAUAUAGGACCCAUAUAUAGAUAGGAUGUGGCCCAUUUGGGACCCUGUCAGUUCCCACUUUGUCAUUCUGAAUGGUUAUGCCAAUUUUCCCCCAAUUUGAACCAAAGUAAACAUGCUAAUUUGCAAAAACAAACUCACUAACUAAGAAUCCUGCUGUGAGAUCGUUUCCUGUUGAAGCCCACCUAACUUAGAUAAAUCUCAUAUGUAUGCUAAAGAAAAUGUAUAGUGAGUGGGUUGUUGUAGGAAGGUCUUUCUGUUUUCAUCUUUGUUGGCUUUUACAUACCAAUGUUAAGUUUGCACACUGAUGUGAUCAAAAAGUUCCAGUCUACCAGCGUCUGUGAUUAGAGCAUCCUUGGCAAUGGUCCAUUCUUCACCAAAGUGGUCUGCUAGGGCGGUGUUAUGGGUCAUUGCUGUGAGCUGUUGUUGUGUGAUGAUCAACAAUAAGCAAGUACUUCACACAACAGAGUGAUGAAAUUUGCUUUACAAACAAGGAUUUCCUCCUUUUAUCCUAAUUAAGUCUGCAGGAUGAUAAGCGAUAAGAUGUAGAAGUAGUUUGUGGACACUGCUAUUCCAUAUUUCAUGGAGGCUGGAGUGUCUACAAACACCCCAAACAUAUCUUUUUUAAGAAAAACAAAAUCAUGUUUCAGUUUUUGAAAAGAGACACUUAUCAUCAAUACUAGUUUACAACGACAGCCCUAACUUCCAAGUGUAGCUGAGGCUGACAGUAGUAAGUUCCUGCAGGUAUUUACCUGUAAAUACUUCUUGAGGGAUUGAAGCGUAGACCGAAUUGUGGUACUGGAUGAUUUGCGCAGGGAUCACUAAAAUUAUUCAAGUUCAUCCAAAGGGAAACAUCAACACAAGCACCAAUUUUAGUGGCAAUAUGAGGCAAUCUGGCCCAUGAACUCUUUCUGACACCAACGCUCUGAUGCCUGAAGAAAAGUUUAUUCACCUCUGAACCACCUACUUUCAACAGGUCUGCCCCCACACUGCUGCAGGAAUAGAAUAUCUAUAACCUGGGUCUUAAGUGAAAAAAAAAAACAGGAAUUUGACUUGCUGAUUUUCUCUGCAGAAACACAUUGAAAAAAGGAAACAGUGUUGAAAUGUUUUUUAUUCUGUCGGUUAACUUUCCUGUCACAUCUGCUCUCCUCACCAGGCUUUGACAACUUUGAAAAGCUGCUCUCAGGAGCUCACUGGAUGGUAGGCACCUCUCCAACACCUUCAUUUCUCCACCUCUGCAGUGUUAGAAAACCCUAUUCAUGCCAUAUUCACAUACAGAAUAUAUAAAUAUAACUGAAGAUCUAACUCUCUGCUGCAGGAUAACCACUUCCGCACGGCUCCUCUGGACAAAAACGCUCCCGUCCUGCUUGCUCUGUUGGGCAUCUGGUACAUCAACUUCUUCCACGCUGAGACUCACGCCAUGCUGCCCUAUGACCAGUACAUGCACCGCUUCACCGCCUACUUCCAGCAGGUCUGCCCCUACAAAGCUGCAGGGCUUUAAAGAAGCAUCAGAGAGGAGAAUAAUUUAUUUUAAAGAUCUUUUUUAAUGUUGAGUUUUCUAGGUAGUCCAUACUUUAGGGACCAUACUGAACACACUGACAUGACGACAAAAAGACCAAGUGCAUGCAUGUUGAUAUGGACACUGCUAUAAAGCAUAAAAAAGCAUUGACAGGUGUGUGUUUCCAGGGUGACAUGGAGUCAAAUGGAAAGUACAUCACUAACCAUGGAGCACGCGUGAACUAUCACACUGGGCCAAUUGUGUGGGGGGAGCCAGGAACUAACGGACAGCAUGCCUUCUACCAGCUCAUCCACCAAGGUAACGCCACUGAACAUCAUUAUCCAAUCACAGCCAGGAGAGAAGGUUCAGUUUGUGCGCUUAAAAUUUAAUGUAUGACAAUCACAGUCAAUUGGUCUAUCAUUGUCAUGUAGCGGUAGCAUUUCUAAUUAAUGAAGCUGAAGUUGAUCGUAGGGGCUGGAUGGAUCAGUCAAGGAAGGUUAAGUCUAAGCAUUCUUAAAUUAGCAUUAGCUUAGUUAACUUGUUUUAUAAAUUUGAAAAUAUUUACUUGGAUUUAUAAAUUAUUUCGCUGUGAUGUUAUAAUGUUUCUCUAACUCACCUGUGCAGUUACCUAUUCCUUUCCUGAUUGUCAGGACUUCCACAUUUUUCACUUUUCUCUAAGGUUAUGGUUAUAUGCGAUCAGGGUGUGUCUCUGCUUUGUUUGACUAAUUGUUAAGAUACACUCCACCAGGGAGUAUUUAUAGUUACAUAUACAGUGCCCAGCAUAAGUCAGUACACCCCCAGCUAAAAGUAAUGUAUUACUCAAUAUCUAGAUGAGCAAAAUUACAAUUUCCAAAGUUUUGACAAAGCUGGGUUUGACAUAACUUUGUAUUUACCAUAUGAUGAAAAUAAGGGUGAUAUGGUAACUAAAAUUUAGCUUUGCUCUCAAAACUUUGAUUGGGAUGUACUCAUUUUUGCAUCCUGACUUUAAAUUGAAAAAAUAUAUAUAUUUUUGUAUGCAACUUAAAAAAUCUUGUUUGCAAUCAAUAGCCUACAUUUGGGGGAGCAUUUUGUUGUAUAGUCUGACGUAGAAGAUGUUGACUUUGAAAGGAAACUAAAGGUUUUCUGACAACUCUUAAGGGAUGUACUCAUUUAUGCUUCGCACUAUAUAAGCUACAUUUCUAGUAAGUUGUAUUUAAUGUUGCUGAUGUUGUAGGUGGCCAUCUCAUGUAUUUUGGAUAACUAAUCAAUCCAAACUGUGUCUCUCUCAGGAACACGUAUGGUGCCCUCUGACUUCCUGAUUCCUGCUCAGACACAGCAUCCAAUCAGAGAGAGCCUGCACCACAAGGUAUCAACAAGAUGAUUGUUUAUGAAGAAUUGAACGAGUAGAAACAGCGUUGUCAUCAUUGGCAUGCGUGCCAAAAAAUGAAUGCUUCUUGACUGGCUGUAGAAAAUGUAUGUAAUCAAGUUUGGGUUGAACCAGAUGAUGCAAACCCAUUCUUGUUUACAGUUUUAUUAGAUUUAUCUGCUCACAGUAGAAGUUGAAGGUCAAGUUUUUAUACUGCCCUAGUGCUCCCCCUCUUCAAGGCUGAAUAAAUGAUGCAGAAAGAUGCUAAAAGGGAGAAUUAAUGGCUUAUAUAUGACAUGGUUCUACUCAAGUACAAAAGUGUGUGUUUGUGUUUAAUGUGGUUGUAGAUCCUGCUGGCAAACUUCCUGGCCCAGACUGAAGCUCUGAUGAAGGGGAAGACCACAGAGGAGGCCAGGAAGGAGCUGGAGGCUGGUGGCCUCAGUGGGGAAGCUCUGGAUAAAAUCCUGCCACACAAAGUGAGUCCAAACAAAGAAAAAUGACUUCAGCUGACAUUUUUAAGAACCAGUUCGCCAAUGUUACUCCUACUAAAUGAAUUAUGCUAAGCUUUGCAUGAGGAUGUGCUUUCAUACUACACAGGGAUAGUGCCCCCCAGUGACCACUGACCAUUACUGUUUGGUAAUCAAAACUAAAUCAAGUCUGUGUUUGUAUGGUCUUUAUCAUGACACAUUGUCCCUUGUGUAACACAGGUAUUCCAAGGAAACAGGCCAACCAACUCAAUCAUCUUCAAGAAACUGACCCCGUACACACUGGGAGCACUUAUAGGUGAGAGCAAACGGUGUUGGUUGUGACAACCAGUGAAUGAUAUAAAAAAACUUCAACAGCACAGAAAUGUAAGUGUUUAGUGUUGAAGAGGCUGUUUUUUUUAUUUGGAUUUUAUUGGCAGAAACAAAAGCCUCCAUGGAGCUCAUAUUAAAGUCAAAAUGUAAUCUCUUUUCAGGCCUAAAACCUUUGAUUUUUUUGUUAAAUAUAAUACGUUUCUGUUGAUUUUACUAUCCACCUGUCGAUAUAGUACUUAUAAUUAGUACCACUGAAAACACCUGCUGCAGUAAAAUACAACCAUUUUUUUCUGAAAAGUAUUUCCUUUUGAGCUACUGUCAAACUUUUGCUUUGGAACAGGUCUAAAUUCAACACUUUUACUUGUUUUUUAAUUAUUUCAUAGUGAGUUAUUGCUACUUUGUUUUUAGUUUAGUUCUCACAUACAUGACUCACAUCUGCCCUUCAGAGCAACUUUAAAUGGAUGUAGUUAAAUAGCAGAAACAUUUAUGAUUCAGCAUUAGGAAUUGAGUGGAAACAGCUGAGAGAAAAAUAUAGGUUUAGGGAGGAGGAGGAAUGGUGUCGCAUAGUAACAGUCAGUCUGUUUGCACUUUGGACCAAGAAAACAGGUUUUCUUGUUUACAGUUCUCUGCAUUACCUCUGAAACUGCAUCUAUUUGAAAACAAACCACCUCUUCAUGCUCGGCUAUUGUUGUAAUAAUAAUGACUCUGUUUUUUUCACAGCCAUGUACGAGCACAAGAUCUUCAUCCAGGGUGUGAUGUGGGAGAUCAACAGUUUUGACCAGUGGGGGUGAGACAGUUUAGACUGCACACACACUGUAUGUUGUACUGAACACAUAGGCUGACAAAAUAGAGGCCUAUAGUCAUACUGAGCAGCUUUCUGUCUGUAGAAGCAGACUCAUGCUCCUCAGCAAGAUGUGUCAAAUACCCAAUAAAUCAUCUAUGGAUUAUGGUGCAAGAUUAUAAUAAAUAAUAACAGUAAUAGUUAUGAAUAAUAGCUUAGUUAUGUAUAUAUUGCUUUCAAAAACAUGGGUUUACAAAGUGCUUUGACAUACAUGCAAAAAUCUGAAGAAAACAGAGCAAAACACAAAAAAACUGAGAACAAAAUAAAGCAGAAUGAUUAACCCAAACACCACAAUCCUAACCAGAAAACUGAAUUACCCAAACGAAAAAUGAAAACCAUAGAGAUGAAUCCAACAUCAAAAGAAAUCCAGCAAAACAAGAACUGAACAGCGUGAUCCAAGACCAAAAGGAUGAAAGAUUUAAGAUUAUGUAAGGAGACGAGGAGGUAAAAGCAGAGGAAGGAGAUAAAAGCAAAAAAAUGAAAUAAAAAUCAGUGAAGGCGGAUAAAAGCAUUAAAAAUGUAUGAAAGCAGUAAGAACAGGUAAGAGUCCAUAUUAGGUAAAGUAAUAGAAAUACACUGAUAAAAAAAAUCAUAAACGAAUCAGACAGAUUCUAGGGAAAUGUAAGUCAAAUAAUCCACAAAGCAUUUAAAAUAACUUCAUCACAUAACAGAGAAGCCACAGAAAUCUUUUAAUGUCCACUUGUCAAGUCAAGCCAAGUCAAAGUUUAUUUCUAAAGCACAUUUAAAAGUAACCACAGAUGACCAAGGUGCUGAACAGGUGUGCAAUAUAAUCAUACAUACACUUACUAAUAAUAAAAACAGCAAUUAAAUAAAAACAAACCCAAUACUUAAAAAGUAUAUUUAAAAAUAGAAUAAAAUUAAAUUGAAAACAAUAAAAGAAGAGUAAAAGAGAAGAUAGGGAAUGAAAGAUAAAAGGAUAAAAGCCAAGCUAACUUAUCAAGCUGGGACUGAAUGCCGAAGAAAAAGAGUUUUUUUUCAGCUGUGUUUUAAAGUGCUCAGUGGACUGUGCAGCUCUAAGCUGGUAAGGUAGGCUACAUUUUUAUAACAUUUCAUUUAGGAUUACAUUUUUUAAACUUUAAUAAAGUAAAAGAAGGAACAUAUUCAAUAAAUAUGAACACUACAUUUUGUCAUACAUAUGGUUUACAAUGCAGCUCUUCCUCUCUGUUCACUGAACUCAUCUAUUGUACUUUCUAAUGAUGAGUAAGAGGGACGAUUUAGUUGUAAAAAUGCAAACCAUUUUUGUAGAGCUUACCUUCUUUCAGCUGUACUCUUGUCAGUCUGUUAACAGCUGGUGCUCAGUGGCUGACUGCCAAAACAAGUUAGAAAGAGGGGCUCUUUUUUGUCCUUCUUACUAACAAAUUGCCCUCUGACUUUCUAUGAGGUUAAAACAUGCAAAGUGCGACACUGAUAGGCAAACAAAAUCAAAGUAUGAGGAACUUGGUGACAAGGAGAGAAAACUCUUCAGACUGUUCAUUUUUUGCUGAAAAUUAACAACUUGCAUUUUAAUCAUCUCUCUUCUCCCUGUAUUUAUUCCAGAGUGGAACUGGGCAAACAGCUCGCCAAGAAGAUCGAGCCUGAGCUCAAGGACACCACAGAGGUCAACUCUCAUGACUCCUCCACCAAUGGACUCAUCAACUUCCUCAAGAAAAACUUUGCUUAAGUCACACCCCAGACCCUCCCCCAUCUUUUAACCCCGACGACUUCCACUUUACUCCACAUCAUCAUCCAUCUGAGCUGCUCCUGAGCUGCAGGGACAGGAGGCUCUCAGAGGCAGCUGGUGUCUCCCAAACAGUCGGGCUAAAGCACUCUGUAUGUUUGUACUCCAGUUAUGAAUAUCGUGACUGUUUAUUGUGUUGUCUUUUUGAUGUUUGUUUGUUCAUCACUGUGAGGGGGAAACCCUUUUUGUUUCAGUGUGUUGUGUUGUGGACGACAGGGUCAAAUAUGCACCCUCGGUUUCCUAAAUGUCACAGAGAAUGUUACUGGAAUAAAAUAUCUUUACAAAAAGUCUGUUUCAGCAUCACUGAAAUAUGGGUUGAUUAAAAAGUAAAAGAAAUUAAAUGAGGUGGAAAGCUCUGAGAAUCUUUUAAUCUCUAAUAUGUACAUAGCACAAUGUAAUCCCCUCUGGUAGAUUUCAUCCGAUCAAAUAGACACCAUGAAAAUCAUUAAAACUAGGGACAACUUUGACAGUGACAGAAAUUGCUAACUACUUAUUGGGUUUAGGAAUUGGGUGCAAGAGACUUUUUCUGUAGGGCUUCAUCAUAGACUGUAUAUACUAUGGACAACUUGGUUUCGCCUUCCGCCAGUAUACGGAUAUGAAGCUGAAAAGCUCUCUGUAAUUCUGCGUUUUUUCUCCACUUUCUGAAAUCAACAUUGUGCAGUAGCAUUGUACGCAUUCGGCAGGAGAGUCGCAGAGACACUCGGCUCAAACAGCAUAUCCCCCCCAGUGAGCUACGCAAUCUUCGUACGCCCAUAGGCUGUAUUGAGUGUCAAUCAUAGAAAACAUGAACCGCCUAAUAACUUUUAAAAAUGGAGCUGCACAGAAAAAAGAGGACUUGAGCACAAACUAGUCUUACAAUAACUACAUGUCAACAUUGCAGGCAGGAGGGAGAAAAAUUCAUAUUCUGUGUAAUUAAUUUCUUAAGUUUGUCCACAGCCCCUUAAGGAUUGCUGGAGGAGGCGGGAUUUAUGACCUAUACUGCAGCCCGUCACCAGAGGGUGCUGUUCUCGGGGUGGUUUCACCCAAUGAGGAGGCAGACGCUGUCCAUUCUAUAUACAGUCUAUGGGCUUGAUAUGACAAACUUGCAAGGUGACACUCAUUCAUGAUGGUUACAAAAAUAAAUAACCUUUAUAGUAAGGGCUGUUUAAACAUUUUAGGGGUUACUAUAUAGCAAAAAUUUUCCACAGCUUUUCACAAGACCAUUACAAUAUGUGUAUUUCAUGGAAAAUGUGCGUGGAGAAUGGUGAGUUUGGUAAGGCCUCUAAAAAGCUAUUAAUUUGUCUGAAACAAUAAGUAAAAAUAAUAAUACUAAUAAUAUUACUACUACUACUACUACUAUGGGUACUUCUACUGAUAUAAUGACAAUGAUAAUAACUAUAAAAACAAUAGUCCUUAAUUUUCUAAGAUGGUGCUCACAUCCCUGAUGCUUGGACCCCAACCAGGCAGAUGCAUGAACUAACAUUUCUUCAACACACCACUAGGUGGCAUCAGGGUACCAGAUUUAUUAACUCGGAGCAAUUCAGCCACCCAGUUAUCUACCAUUUAUUCAGUGGAACAAAGGGUCAAAGGUCAGCCCAUCUGCACAGUUCCUCCCCACAAAUCCCCAGACUCCACCGCAUCCAUUUAGAGAGAAAAACAAACAGCUGGACUAAAAAAGCAGCUGGACCACAACCUCAGUCCUCCCUGGCACUAAAUCUAAACAUCAUUAAACUUAAUUUGCUUAAUGUUUUUGCUUUGUGCUUCAAAAUUAGCCCGUUAAAUCCUCCUACAGACACGAAACCACACAUGAUAACGGUUUGAGAGGUAACUACACUCAAAAAAAAAACACUGCAGUCAUAUUAGCAAUGAUUUGGUAAAGAGAUGUUUUUCCCUGUGAUAUGUUCUCCCUAUUCUAACGGUUGGGCACAUUUACAGAGAGUGUAUGAGGACAAACAGAAAGUUUUAAAAAAAUCCUAGACCCCCAGACACUGCUGGGUUUUCAAUGCUGUUGCCAGGCAACAAUACUUUACUUCAAAUCGAACUUGUUCUUUUUAUCUGCUGCUCCGAGAUACAGACGAAAGUGAGUUUGAGUGAGGAUAGAAAAUCCUCCUUGUUGUCAUUUUUCUGGAAAUUAAAAACAGCAUUUCUCUUAUUUCUAAAUCAAAAGAAAAAUAGAUUUUUGACACACUUGGGCCAGUCUAAAGAAGUUUAUGAAUGAAACUGAUCUGCAGAGGACUGAAAGCUGAGUCAUAUACCCUUUGAGCAACUGAUGCUGAAUAAUGACUCUUCUCCAGGUUAAGUAAAGCCAGGUGCAACAGGCAGAAAUAAACAGGCAGACAGUCAACACGAGGAAAUAAGUGAUCAGGUUUGAGUCUGUUAGUGAGCAGAAUCAAAUAGCAGCAUAAAAAACGGUUCUGUGUGCGUUCCUGAGAUGUUUGUCGAACAAUGGCUCUUCAUACCCUCACAUUCCACUUCAUGCUUUAUUGCUCGGGGACUGUCAGUCAUUUUUUUUCUCCAGCCUGUUAAAGAGCUGCCCCCACCCCCUAACUCGAUCAGGGUCACAACCUCCCACUUUUGACUGUGAGGGCCCAAGUUCAAGACAAUGUCAGGGGGGGGGAUUUUCAGGGUGAGGUUUAAGAUCUCUGAUGUGAACCAUCCUGUGUUAGUUUGUUUGAGCAUCUUCUGAGAGCCAUGUUCUCCUCGCAUUUGUAUCAUUUGUAUUCAUGAUGAGCCACAGAGCUGGAAGCAGUAUGAGGGUCAGCAUCCUUGCAUGUAAACAAGCUCGGAAAUUCAUGAGCCUCAGAGGAGACUACUGCCUGCGGGUUUGAGUUCUGGCUUGAAAUUUACUGGAAUGCUUUUAUUUUGCAUGGUUUUAGCCAUCCGCCUCUCCCAGAAACCUUCAGGGGAUAUAUUCUCCUGAGUGAAACGUACGCCCUGCAAACACAUGACCCCUCCAGCCUCCACGCAACACCGCAUUUCCCAAUAUCAAACUUCAUGGAUGCUCUCUUAAGUUACCAGUUUGUGGUCUGAAGCUGUUAUUUACAGCAGUGACACACAAGCACCCUGCAGGCUUGAAAAAAAGAAAAAAAAAAUAGCCACCAAGUCCAGAGUUUCCCACGACUACUGGAGUUAUAUAAAAGUUAAGCUGAAGUACGUGGGCAGAGCUUGAUGCUCUGCUGCAUAUGAGACCAGCAGAUGUCCCAUGAGGCUGAAAAGGACCCCUCGUCACUCAGGGUUCAUGUCCUCUCUUUAAAUCACAACCCCAUUGGAUGUUCAGGGGUGGAUCCAGAGGGGUGGCCAGGGGUGACCAUCCCUAAAACCAACGCUGUGAUGGCCCAUGCGCCUUUUCAAAGGCACUUUUUGCUUGUAAGUUUCUAUGCAUUUCAUAGGGGCAAAUUCACAGCUUUGCUACUUGAAACUUUUACUCUGGACAUACAUAUCCUUCUUUGAGUCCUCCAGUAACCAAGUACAGGGGUGUUUAUGUUGCCACUCUGUUUGGCAGAAUGUAAAUCCUGUAUCAUUGUUAAAAUCUCCCAUGAUGAACUUUUGGUUUGGGUUGGUUUAAGCGCCCCAUGGACAAAAUAGUUCCUCUAGCGCUCAGUUCUUGUGUGUGUGUGUGUGUGUGUGUGUGUGUGUGUGUGUGUGUGUGUGUGUGUGUGUGUGUGUGUGUGUGUAAGUAGUUAGGGUGCUUAAUAUACAGGAGAUCAGGCCCAUGGGUCAUGUGUCCAAUAAAGGGAAUAUUUUAUUGUUUUCGUUUACUUAACAUGCUUGGUUUCACCUGUUUGUUUGUUUUUUUGUUUGUUUUGUUUUGUUUUAUUUUGCUUUUUGUGCAUUAACUAUCAAAGUUUCACUGAGUCCAGAGUAUUAAAAUAGAUAUUCUUUUUUUUUUUUUACUCAAUCUGUGUCUGUCCUACCCUGUAAUGUGGAUAAACCACUCAUUUUGAAAUGUAGAAAUGUUAAAGAAAUGGAUAAUCUUUUAUGUACUGGCCAUCAAAAACAGGGUAUUAUUACCUGUUUAGUAAUCUGUAUUGGCCAAGAGAAAUCAUUUUGUGCAUCCCCCUGUGAUGAUCAAAAAAACCUGAAAUUGGUCAAUGAAAGAACUCGUGCUUCAUUUUUAUUACCCAACACGCAACUCACUGAAUCUUUGCCAUGAAAUAUGAACAAAUUUUGAUACACUCCAGCUCACUGUGACAGGAGCUAUUGUCAGUAAUUUAAGUAUACAUGAUUAGUGGAGACAGAUAAUGGAAACAGAUACUAAUGCACACAUACUUAAUGCAGCUUCUGCCCAAGUAAGUGGUCCAGUUGUGCCACUCUCAAAAAAGUCUGGACACACCCUUGCAGUUAGAGAUAUCUUUAAAAAUAUCAUUGCUGAAAUGCGUAUUGAAAACAAAGUGUAACGCCCUAAAAACAGGAGGACAAUAUGAUCUCAGGUUAUAAUGGUAAAUCGAUGUGAAGGGAGAUUGAAGCUCUGCAGCUCUACAUCUUUCUCAGAGGGACUUUUGAAAUAUUUUUCAGAGAGAAAAAUACCAUCUCAUCUCAAAGAACAGUCUGAGGCUUCUUUCAGUGAUUCGUGUCUUAAAACCAGCAGACAGCUGGGUUUGUUAGUCCUCCGGGGACUCCUCCAGGUCAGUUAUCUGCUUAACUGUGUGGGUUUUUGGAGACUCUUCACUCACGGUGAAUUUUUUGGUCUUUGCUGAUUCUUCAAAAUAUGUGGAGUGACAUCUGGCUCUUAUUCGGUAUCACACUGUGAGAGAUUAAAUAGAGAGAGAGAGAAAGAGAGAGAGAGAGAGAGAGACUCCUACGCUGCCUCUGUUGGUCUGCUGGUGAUACUGUGCCUUAUGUUGUCCGUGACACUGACUGUAGCUUUCUCACUCUUCAACAUCAAGGCCGUGACUGAUUAUCAUCAUCUAUUCAGUUUUUAUGCAGGCAAAGACUGUUGGGCUUUUGUCGUCAGCAGAGGAGGUAAAGUGGAUUAGUUCAACCUUCAUAUCUCUUUGAAGCUGUUUAAGGGUGACUCAGUUCAGUAGUCGUGACAUUAAAAGUUACUUUCCCUCCAAGAGAAAUACAACAGUUGAAAAAAUCACUAACCGUAACAUCACGGUUUAUGUUUCAGCUACUAUAGAUUGCAUGAGAGAAGUUAGCCACAUGGCUACAGUGGUUUUAGCCAAAAAUUUCUAAACUCCUGUUUUCUAAGCCUCAGUGUUGUUGUUUUUUUUCUUUUGCCGAGGCCAUAAAUUGUUCAGAGCAUCCUAGAUGAGAGGCUGGAAACACGUCUAUCUUUGUUGUCAGAUCACCAUAGUAGAAACUUGCCAAUGAAAGGUAGCUCAACCUCAAAUCAUUCACUGUCUCGUCCUUAGUAUAUCAGGGUCUUGUUUAUGAGUGGGGGUAAAAUGGAAAGUGAGUUUCACAGACAUGUUGUGGUGAAGAGGAAGCUGAGCCCUUAAGGCAAAGCUUUUGAUUUACCAGUCAAUCUACUUUCCAACCUUCACCUAUGAUCAUGAGCUCUAGGGACUGACUGACAGAAUGAGAUGGCAGAUACAGAUGAUAGAAAGGGUGGCUGGGCUCAGACUUAGAGACAGGGUCCGGAGCACGGACAUUUGGGGGGACCUCAUAGAUGAGCUACCACUACUCCUUAAAGGGAUAUUCCGGCAAAAAAUUCAUUUAGGCUCAAACACACCGUAACCAAGUUAGACACCCUGUGGAGAGAUGAAUGUUGCCGACCACUUGCUUCUCUAGUUAUACCAACUUUAGUAACAACCACAGGAUAGUAAUACACAGCGGUCUGAGGAGCCAUAAACAAACCUCAACCAAAACGCCACUCUAUAGCCACAAAUAAUACUCAGAACAGCACCUAACUUCAUCAACAGUACAUAAAGGGUCCCAGCCAUAGUACUAGCCACCAAACAUCUUUUUAAUUUUGCCUGAUUUCUUUAGCAAAGAGACUAAACACAACUCACCUACUCUCUUCCAGCAGCCGCUUCUUUGUAGCGAGACCUCAGACCAGUCUAUUAUGGACUACAGUGGGGGGGACGCAGCUCAAGAAAGAACAUUCAUGAUCAUUACUUUAUCAUAUCUUUGAAGUAAUAAUCACCAUAUUAAUCAUUUUGCACUGCAGACGCAGUAGUUCUUCUGCCUUAGCGUCUCGGUCUGAUUGCAUUUCCAUGAAGAAAUGAUCAUAAAUGUUCUUCCUUGAGCUGCGUCACCCCGCAGCAGUCCGUAAUGGACUGGUCGAGGUCUCGCGACAAACAAGCGGCUGCUGGAAGAGAGUAGGUGAGUUGUGUUUAGUCUCUUUGAGAAAUCAGGCAAAGCUCAAAAGAUGUUUGAUGGCCAGCACUAUGGUUGAUGAAGUUAGGUGCUGCUGGUGUUCUGAGCAUUAUUUGUGGCUAUGGAGUGGCGUUUUGGUUGAGGUUUGUUUAUGGCUCCUGAGAUCGCUGUGUAUUGCUGUGCGGUCGUUACUAAAGUUGGUAUAACUAGAGAAGCAAGCAGUCUGCAAUAUUCAGGUCUCGAGGGGGUGUCUAACUUGGUGUUACGGUGUGUUUGACCCUAAAUAAAUUUUAUGCCAGAAUAUCCCUUUUAAAUCUGAAAGAAUCAGGUGAUAUGGUUUUGGGACUCCAACGAGGAUCACUACAGAUCAUGUCCUUUUGGAGGUACUUGGGCCCAGCUCCAGAUCAGCAAAAGGGGAUGGAUGGAUGGAUGGAUGGAUGGAUGGAUGGAUGGAUGGAUGGAUGGAUAGAUGGUCUUUCUAAUUUCACUGGUGUCACUAAUGACUAUGGUGAAGAUGACAUAAAACUCACCAUUAACACUGUAAACUCUUCAGAAACAUAUAAACAGAGGUAACAGAUGAAGUGAGACGCAGGUUGGUUUCAUGUCUAGUAUGACACAACUGAAUCACUCUAGGUUGAAGGGUUUUUUUUUUGUGGUGGCACCUUGGCCCCACAGAAAGAAGGUUCUCAGAAUUCCAGAGGGGGGCCUCUCUCUAUGGAGUCUGCAUGUUCUCCCUUUGCUCUGACCCUCCCACAAACUAAAGGCAUGCUUGUUGGGUUGAUUUCUGACUCAAAUUCCCUGAAGGUGUGAGAUUGCUGCUAGUUGCUUGUCUCUGUGUAUCCUCCCGGUGAUCUAUUGCCAACCUGUCAAGGGUGCACUCAAUCUCUGGCUUAAUGACAGCUGGGUUGGUUCCAUGCCAUCCCACAGCCCUUAUUCGAGUAAACACAUGGAUAAUGGAUAGAUUCAGUCCUAGACCCAAGACAGUUCAAAAGACUGUCUCUCCUCCAAUGUCAUCCCUCAAAUUAAGAGUUUUUCUGUGAUAAAGUGACUCUAUAUCAUUAAAUGUGAUAGCGUUUAUCAACUAAAUGAGGAAUCUUGCAUCUCUCUGCGAUAAUAAUCAGACUUGACUCAGGAAUGGCACAUUGGACUAUCAAAAAAUGAGUGAUGAGUCAAAAGUGGAGCAAACAGGAGGCUGAAAUUUUCGGUACAGGAAGGACACACAAAGUGUCAGUAACCAAAGAUUGAGAGUGUAUGAGGUAAUCCUGCAGUGAGCAUAUUUUCCCUCAUUUCCUGGCAGUGUGGGGACCCGUGUGCUCCAGCAGGAAGGUGUUCUAUUGUUCAGUGUAACAGAGCUCACCUCACAGUCGAACCCUCAGGGCUCCUCUACCUCUGCACAUCUACACAUACACAGGUACAUACACACUUAACACACAUACGGCUCCCUGAGUCACAGGGUGGAACCCUCACACACAUAAAGGGAGCUUUGUGCCCCGACUCAUGGAGCUGACAACCAACACCGGAGAGCUCCUCUCACUGAACACCACUGUUCAGCCAACAGGAGAGCUCAGUCAGUGGGCAGACACUGCUUUUAUGUACGCCCACACGAAAUGCGGCUACAUCUCCAACUAUCUGAGCAUCAGAGGAUUAUUAAUGCGGCUGCACCUACAGUGAUUGAAAGUUUAGACUGGAGAGAUGUGUGCCUGAUCUCAAUUUUCUUGUGCAGAAAUUAUAAAGCUUAUUACCCAGUGUUUCUCUUUGCCUAUCUGUGUGAAAUUUUCACUGCAAAUAUUUCCCAUACCUGGAACGAGGCAAUGAUUUGAUUUCUUCAUACUUGUCAGGACUGAGCCAUGCAGCAGUGAGUUAGGAGACCAGUAAUAAAUGAUACUUCUACUUCUGCAGAAACUCACCCACUCACCACUGCAGGAUCUGCAGAGACGACAGCAUCACUGUCUGUGGCAUGUUUCUGUGUCUUCACUAUCCAAACCAGGCCUCACUCAAUUAAAUAGUUUUAUAUCAAGGUUUUGACUAAUUUAUAAUAUAAGAGGGCUCCCUUGCUCCGCUCCACAGGGGGAUUUUAGCACCUCUUAGUUAAGUGUUUUGCUCAAACAACCUACAGCUUUGCAGCUCUGUUUUAUCAUCUCUCACCAGCAUCAUGUGAACCCAUAAAAUCUUGCAAUGGUUAGACAUAAAAAAGACAAAGAUAACGGCCAUUUCUUUGAAGCAUUAACUGUUCAUUCGUCUCCCCAGAGUUUGGUGGAAACACUCGAGUCUUUUCUGCUUUUGUAGUUCAUAGAAGUAUUUAUCUGAAUCCGUUUGAUAACCAGUUAAAAACUCCUCAUUGGAGCUUUAACUUCUUAGGAAAUUCCACAGACACCCUCCUC
This is a messenger RNA of Xyrichtys novacula (pearly razorfish), 19325 nucleotides long. The record is from the annotation of a GenBank genome assembly. NCBI's taxonomy places the organism in Eukaryota, Metazoa, Chordata, Actinopteri, Labriformes, Labridae.